CCGGCCGCACUUCCGCCUCGGUGUCAGCGGGUCGCGGGCCUGCGGGGCGGGGGCGGGGUGGGCGGCGAGGCUCGGCGGGCGCCGGAGGGACCGCGGUCCAGUCUCAGGUGUACAACCCUGUGAUGCUGAGCUCACAAGUGUAGCUGCCAUCUGUCACCACGCCGCACUGUCUCAGCGCCAUCAGUGACAUCCCCGUGCUGUGCCUUUGAUCCAAGACGGUUCACUCCACAGCUGGAAGCCUGGCCCUCCCCCUCCCCCUGGCAACCGCCAGUCUCUUCUCUGUAUGUACAGGUCCAGUACGAUGACUUCGUAGAAAGGCCAAGACCAGGCGGCAAGGGAGCCCGGCUACCGAAGGAUGAACAGCGAGGAGGAAUUCUUCGAUGCCGUCACAGGCUUUGAUUCUGAGAACUCUUCCGGGGAAUUUUCAGAGGCAGAUCAGAGAGUUGCUGGAGUGAUGCGCGUGGAUACCGGCAGAAGCAAUGGGAUUGGAAAGGUCGGGGAGAGGCCCCCUCAAGAGAAUGGCAUUCAGAAGCACAGGACGUCGUUGCCCGCCCCGAUGUUCACCAGAAGUGAUUUCAGUGUGUGGAGUAUUUUAAAGAAAUGCAUCGGCUUGGAGCUGUCCAAGAUCACCAUGCCCAUCGUCUUCAACGAGCCUCUGAGCUUCCUCCAGCGGAUCACAGAGUACAUGGAGCACGUGUUCCUCAUUCACAGAGCCUCCUGCCAGCCCCAGGCCCUAGAAAGGAUGCAGUGCGUGGCAGCCUUCGCGGUGUCCGCAGUGGCUUCCCAGUGGGAGAGGACCGGCAAGCCCUUCAACCCCCUCUUGGGAGAGACUUACGAGCUGAUCAGGGAAGAUUUAGGAUUCAGAUUCAUAUCUGAACAGGUCAGCCACCACCCCCCCAUUAGUGCAUUUUAUUCAGAAGGCCUCAAUCAGGACUUCCUGUUUCACGGCUCCAUCUACCCGAAGCUGAAGUUUUGGGGCAAGAGCGUGGAGGCCGAGCCCCGGGGCACCAUCACGCUGGAGCUGCUCAAACACAAUGAGGCCUACACCUGGACCAACCCCACCUGCUGUGUACAUAACGUGAUCAUCGGGAAGCUCUGGAUAGAGCAGUAUGGGACGGUGGAGAUUGUAAACCACAGAACUGGAGAUAAGUGUGUGCUUCAUUUUAAACCCUGUGGAUUGUUCGGGAAGGAACUUCACAAAGUGGAGGGGCACAUUCAAGACAAAAACAAAAAGAAGCUCUUUAUGAUCUAUGGAAAAUGGACAGAGUGUUUGUGGGGCAUAGACCCUGCUGCAUAUGAGUCCUUCAAGAAACGGGAGAGGAGAGGUGACCAGCUGAGCAAGGCACAGCCGGACAACGGCUCCCAGAAAGCUGAUGGCGACGUGCUGGACUCCGUGCCCGAGGUUCAGGAGACGGUGCAGGUCAUUCCUGGCAGCAAGCUACUCUGGAGGGUCAACACUCGGCCCCCCAACUCUGCCCAGAUGUACAAUUUCACCAGUUUCACUGUCAGCCUCAACGAGCUGCAGAGCGGCAUGGAGAAGACCCUGGCCCCCACGGACUGCCGCCUGCGCCCCGACAUCCGCGGCAUGGAGAACGGCGACAUGGAUCUGGCGAGCCAGGAGAAGGAGCGGCUAGAGGAGAAGCAGAGGGAGGCCCGGAGGGAGCGAGCCAAACAAGAGGCCGAGUGGCAGACGAGGUGGUUCCACCAGGGCAGCAACCCGCACACGGGGACUCCUGACUGGUUGUACACAGGGGGUUACUUUGAGCGGAAUUUCUCACGCUGCCCGGAUAUCUACUGAGGGCUGGAGUGGCCCCGGGCCCCGGGACCGGAGGCUGGACUCCGUCAAGCGGCUGCUCAGAGCUCUGGUCGCGGCAGAAACCGGCUUUUCCAACGACUAUGUUUGUGGCUGGACUCCGUCAAGCGGCUGCUCAGAGCUCUGGUCGCGGCAGAAACCGGCUUUUCCAACGACUAUGUUUGUGGCAACAGCACCAUCCCCGGUCGAGGAUUUUAUUCUAAUUAACUUUUGAUUUUGCCAAACAUUUUACUGCUGUUGCAGUCUCUUCAUAAAGCUUCACUUGGGAUCAUCAUGUUCUCAUUAAGGGUGGAAAAGGAAAAUCCUUUGCAGUCCCUUCACAUGACGGGACUCAGCUGGGCUUGUGUAGCUGACGGCACCCUCUUCCUUGUAAAGUUUAUCACUAAGGUCCGCGACCAGGGGGGCUCCUUUAGUCAUAAAUCCCUCCAUAGUCCUCCUUGUAACGCAGAAGGGUUUCUGAGACUGUUUUGAAUGUGAACCGAUAACAGGGGAAGAUGGAUCUUGAAAAAAAUCCUUUGAAGAGCUUUAUACAGGCCAGGAAUUAAGGUAAUACAAGAGUGAAGAUUUUCAAAGCAUCAGAUUGAAUGAAAUGAAAAGUUGUCAGAUUCUGUAUUUUUUACCAAUCUUCGAUAAUGUAAAGAUUACUUUUAAAAUAUUUAAGUUAAAACUACUUGAAUAGUAUUUUGCU
Molecule: messenger RNA, 2501 nt
Organism: Neomonachus schauinslandi (Hawaiian monk seal)
Lineage: Eukaryota; Metazoa; Chordata; Mammalia; Carnivora; Phocidae
Gene: OSBPL2
Product: oxysterol binding protein like 2
Exons: 15
Coding region: 356-1798 (480 amino acids)
Cellular component (GO): cytosol; membrane; intracellular membrane-bounded organelle
Molecular function (GO): cholesterol binding
Source: RefSeq, a predicted model, not a curated record